This is a messenger RNA of Colossoma macropomum (tambaqui), 1986 nucleotides long. RefSeq names its product zinc finger, MYND-type containing 12 (gene zmynd12). The coding region runs from base 464 to 1603 and encodes 379 amino acids. The record is from RefSeq and is a predicted model, not a curated record. The transcript has 8 exons. Gene Ontology annotation, molecular function: protein binding. Lineage: Eukaryota; Metazoa; Chordata; Actinopteri; Characiformes; Serrasalmidae.
CGCAGAGACCAAAACCACAUACUUAUACCAAAACUACACGUAUUAAACUUCUUAAUGCACUAAUGGUGGAUAUGUACUGUGUAGUUUGCUAGUAUGCGGUUUCGGACACAGCCUAGUACAAGCUAGGUUGAACGGCUGUUACCGUGGAAACCUGGAAGCGGUAAAGGAAACAGAGAUGGAAGAGAAUCUUGAAAACCAGCGGUUACAUUACCUUAAAACUACGAACUAAAACUUUUAUAAGACAUACUUAAUAGCUAUUUACACUGUCUUUUUCACUGAAGCUGUCUCUGUACCUUUCUACCUUCUAUGUACCAUGCUUUUAAUCUUUUCCUUCGUUCUUUCUAGUUGUUUGUGUGGAUGAACAAACUAGCUAGCGUUAGCCAGGUUGCUAACAUGACAGAUACCGUCAGCUAGCUAACCUCUCCAGUCAACAUAUUUCGCACGCCAUAUAUUUUUUCUGCUAAUGUUCAUUUUUGCUGAUGAUUUUGAGAUAUUUGACAUGUCCGCGACAAUCAACCCACUUGCAAAUCCCAAAGGAGGGAAGAAAUUGUGUGAACUUUGUCAGAAACCAGCUUACCUCCAGUGCUCGAAAUGUCGAGUCGCCUUCUAUUGUGAUGUGGCGCACCAGCAGGCAGACUGGAACAGUAUCCAUAAGAGGGUGUGUGAGCUGCUUAUUCCCAUACGAGCAUCUACUCCUUUCCACUCUUUGCAGGCAGACAGGGACCAUCACCGGGUGCAGGCACAAAAGAGACUGGAGCAGCUACUGGAGCUGUCCCAUGCAGAAGCUAAGGGACGAGUUUUGGAGGGGAAGUAUGUGGAGGCCUUGCCUGCUGGUCAACUUUCGCUGCGCUGUGCCAUGGACCUUUAUGGCCCUGAUGCUGUUGAGCUGGUGCCAGCCUAUCUGCUGCUUGCAGAAGCCAAUGUGGGUUCAGGUUCUCUCACUAAGGCUGAAGGCUAUCUCUCCCAGGCUGAGUGGACAGUGAUGAAGACUCCAGGUUGCAGUCGGACGAUUCUCCAUCAGCUCCAUAGAAACUUAGGACGUCUGUAUACAGCCUUAGGAAACUACGAAUCUGCUCUCCUGCACUUCGCCAACGAUGUCUACUAUGCAAGCGAGGAGUUCGGCUUGAACACUGUUGAGACGGCUGGAGGUUACUACCUGAUGGCAGAAGUCUUCAGCAAACAGGAGAAGCUGGACAUCGCCAACUCCCUCUACUCACAAGUUGCCAGUACCUGGCAUGCUCACCUGUCUAAGCUGGUGGAGUGCUACAAUCAAACGGGAAAUCAGGGAGAGCAGCACUUUGAUGAGGCGCACCUUGCAGAGGUGGAUCAUAUGUUGGGUGUGAUGUUGGAGGCUCAGCAGCAGGGUGCAAACACACAUCCUGCACUGUCUUACUCUCUUGGUCAGUGCUCGUUGCUGUGUCACUCUCUCGCCAUGCUCUGGUUCCUCUGCAGCAACCAUGAUAAGGUGCUGGACUUUGGUAGGAAGGCCAUGGAGUUUAGCCUGCAGUGUGAGCACAACAGUCUGGCUGAGUCCAUCCAGAGUCUCAUACAACAAGCAGAAAAACACUUCAACACCCAACAAAACCAUAUUAUUCAUCACUAACCAAUACAUUCAACACUCCUAUUCUAAUACACACACUUAAAAUUAACCAGUACACUCAACACGCGCCUCUGACUCAGCACUUACCAUAAUACACUUGGCAGUCAUUCAUUUAACACUCACUUAUAACCUCAACAGUCAUUCAACCUCAACGCAAAUAUGUACACAACAUUGCACAUUCAAUAUUAUCUUGUGUAAAAAUUCAGUAACAAUGUAAACACAAUAUACAGUAAAUUGAUCUAGCAUCAUAAUCCUUUGUUUGUAGAGCUUAUGGCUGUGCAGUUUCUCAGCAUGCAUUGUGCAUAAUUAAUGAUUAGUAGUUGCUCUGGUGUUAUUACAAAUCAGAAUGUAUUGGAAUGAUGGUGUUAAAUAACGACACAAGCCUU